CUUUGUCUCUGCCUUCCUCUUCUUCUCCGAACUGGCGCCAACUCAGGGCCGACCGGAUCAGCACUGCGUUUCUUUCUCUCUCUCUCUCUCUCUAACCAAUCAACACAUUCUCUCUCUAACAACGACAGCGCUUAAGCUUAGCUAACAGAUGGGAAUGGAGAUGACGGCGGAAGAGGCAAAUCGAAGCUUCUGCUGCUGAGACCAACACAGUCAAAUCCAAACGCCUCUGCCUCAGCCUCCGUCUUCGUCUCCCCAUGAGAAUUUGAAUUGAAUCAGUCCUUCCCCUUUUCCUUUCCCCUUUUCCUUUCCCCUUCUCCUCUCUCUCUCUCUCUCUCUCUCUCUCUCUCGCUAUCCCCCCAAGUCAGAGGCUUUCUUCUUCUGAUCAAAUCCACAGCCAAUCAUCUCAUCGUCUUCCCCUGUUCAACUUGCCCUCUCUCUCUCUCUCUCUCUCUCUCUCUGUAUAUGGGGAUGCCGAGCAUACUCGUGAAGCUUUACAGCAUCUUCUUCAAGUACAGCCUCAAGCACAAGCUCCAGACCCUAUCCCUCGCUCCGGCCGGUGAUGAUUCCUUUGGUGUCACUUCGCGGCUGGACGAGCCAGUUGCCCUGGCAAAUCCAUCAUUCACCGAUGGAAUCGCCACCAAGGACAUCCACAUCGACCCCUUCUCCGCCCUCUCCCUCCGUCUCUUCCUCCCCGACACCGUCCUCCUCGCAUCCUCCCCCGCCGACGCCCACCCAAUUUCCGACAGGACUUCAUAUGGGGGUUACUCUCCUCCGACGGGUAAGCACCAGAGGCGGCUGCCGCUGGUGAUUCAGUUUCAUGGUGGUGCGUUUGUUGGUGGGAGCAAUGACACGGUUGCAAACGAUACCUUCUGCAAAAGAAUCGCAAAACUAUGUGAUGUGAUCGUGGUUGCAGUCGGAUAUAGGCUUGCACCUGAGCAUAGGUAUCCUGCAGCUUUCGAAGACGGGCUAAAGGCACUGAACUGGCUGGUCAAGCAAGCGAAUUUGGUUGAGUGUAAAAAUUCUAUCGGGAGCGUGAGAACUGUCGGAGGAGGCGAUGUUAAGAGAUCGGGUGGUCAGAAGCGGAUUUUUGAUAGUCUUGGGGUGUCGACUGUCGAGCCUUGGCUGGCUGCUCAUUGGGAUCCUUCCAGGUGUGUCCUCCUCGGUGUUAGCUGUGGAGCAAACAUUGCAGACUAUGUGUCUCAGAAAGCUGUGGAGGCGGGCAGGUUUCAUGAACCCGUCAAAGUGGUGGCACAAGUCCUAAUGUACCCUUUCUUUUUCGGGAGCGUCCCAACAAAUUCUGAGGUUAAACUGGCAAACUCCUACUUGUACGAUAAGUCUAUAUGCAAGAUGGUUUGGAAACUAUUCCUACCUUUGGAAGAACUCAACCUAGACCACCCUGCUGCUAACCCGCUCGUGCCUAGAAAGGUAGCCCUUAAAUGCAUGCCUCCUACACUGACAGUAGUCGCUGAGAAUGAUAUUAUGCGGGACCGGGCCAUUGCUUACUCGGAAGCACUCAGAAGAGUUAACGUCGAUGCCCCGCUUCUCGAUUAUAAAGAUGCAGUUCAUGAGUUUGCUACUUUAGAUUUGCUCCUUCAGACGCCUCAGGCUAAAGCCUGUGCUGAGGAUAUCGCCAUCUGGGUUAAGAAGUACAUCUCACUCAGGGGAAACGAGCUUUCUUACUGAUACUGGAAUAUCAAGCGGGUGCAUCUCAGGAAAUAAAAGAAGAGAGCAAGGUCAAUUUUGGCUCGAAGCUGAAUCUCAGUGUUCGGAGAGUAUUGUUCUUUUGUGGCCAGAGGCAACGAGCUCUCUUACUGAUAUCAGAAUAUCAAGCGGUGCAUCGGAGGAAGGAAGAGAAGAAAAUGAGAUCAGUUUUGGACUUGAAGCUGAAUAUCAGUGUUCGAGAGAGUACUGUUCUUCUGUGGCCAGGUUAUCUAUGUAUAAAGAUAUGUUCAUAGAGGUCAGGCAGUUAGAUUUCGAGAAUUUCCAUUUAUUAUCUCUUUGUUCAUUCAUUUUCCUCUUCCUUCUGUAAAUUACUAGAAAUAUGGAGCCCUAUCCGGUUUUUGUAGUAUACUUUCAUUCUGUUUUAGGGUUUUGAGAUUGAUUUCUGUUCAUAUUCAUCAUCUCCAUAUGAGAUGUCUUGUAUAGGAUGAGCUGAAAUGGAACAAUAUUGUGAUUUUUCCUCUCA
This is a messenger RNA of Punica granatum (pomegranate), 2185 nucleotides long. The record is from RefSeq and is a predicted model, not a curated record. Lineage: Eukaryota; Viridiplantae; Streptophyta; Magnoliopsida; Myrtales; Lythraceae.